This is a messenger RNA of Exaiptasia diaphana, 1790 nucleotides long. Its product is annotated as protein phosphatase 1 regulatory subunit 32. The transcript has 13 exons. Lineage: Eukaryota; Metazoa; Cnidaria; Anthozoa; Actiniaria; Aiptasiidae. Gene Ontology annotation, molecular function: phosphatase binding. The record is from RefSeq and is a predicted model, not a curated record. The coding region runs from base 155 to 1528 and encodes 457 amino acids.
AUAGAGACGCCCGCGAUUUAUGGUCAGCGUUGCGUUACCAUACCAACGAUUGUAUACCUUCUCAGCUGGCUUCAACACGCACAGAAACAUUUACGAAGUUUCCCAGUUUUGAAGUUCUCAGAUUGUCGCUAAAGUGUAAUCACCUUCCAUCRCCAUGGGUCGCCUUCCUUAUGGUCCUGGMAAUGCUCAURUCCUUCAAAGCAAGGGUGCUGAUGUAGGUGUGAUGAAGUUCUACUGUACYGAGUACUCGUCCCACUAUGGYCAUGAAGGUUUUAACCCAAGGACGGGUAAACAUGUGGGCACUGGUUAUCAGUCWAACUUCAGACCAGGAGUUUAUUAUAGCAGAAAACUAGAUGAAUUGGACAACCCAGCCAUGGGGCGAAUUGUUAGUGACAAUUAUGCUUCAAUUACCACAAAGCAUUUCCGACCAUCAAAGGGGUCAUCUGGUGUUGAUCCAUUUUCUCGAGGGCUACACAUGACAGCCACUAGUGGSUUUGUCAAGGAUAUACCUGGCACUCUACCAAAGUAUGGACAGGUUUCUGGUGUUCAUGUYGAUACAAGAGCAUCUGGUACAGUUUAUCCCUACCAUCGUCCAAUGCUGCAUACCUUAAAACAAAAGGACCCCAUUGCAAGAGAGAAUGCACUUCAUGGUCCACUCUACAUGUCAACUGAAGCCAAAGCAAAUUUUCUUGGUUUGCCAAGUAAAAGAAUGGAUACUUCAUGUAGGACWGUAGGAUACAAGGAAGGCUCUGGUUUUACCCACGCUCACAAUGAUGAACCCAUAACAUUCAACCCAAUGGAAGCAUAUGAUGGUCUAAGAGAUCCUCGAUUUACAUACAGACCUACAGGAUUCAGUGUUAUGAAAGGAUCCUUCAGGCCUGUUGAAUAUCAACAUGGUAACGAGGCGUUCCCAAUUUUGUCUCAYGGAUCAGAUCACAAUACUGGAUUUACACACAGUACCAAAGUCAAGCCUGURUUCUACAGGAAGUUAAAUGAGGCCUACACGAAACAAGAUGACCUGCACCCUGAGGUUCAAAAACGAAUUCAGAAGAAAGAUCCAUGCGAAUAUUCUAACAUGACCAAGCCAUACACUUAYUCCAGUACUACGAAGCUAGCGUUCCGUGGYAAACAGACUGGUGAUCCUUCUGAGGCACAAAAACUCGGAAACACAACUGUUGGCAGCAAGGAGUUGACAGGAUACAGYGAAAACAACGACAAGUUCUUUGAAACUAACGAAACAGAGCAGUCGUUGAGACGAUUUAAUACCCAUUACGAUGCCAAGUUCUACGACAUGAAUCCAAUCGGUCUUGCACGUAUGGGACACACCCGUGGUAACCUGCAGACCCAGUUACCUGAUGGCUUCACGAAAAGUACCAGYGUUCAUAAAUUUGGUCCAGACAUUAAAAGUACCAUACAACUGCGAGAACAGAAGCCUUACCAGUCGAGGAGYAUCAAGGCACGUGACCCAUACUUUGAUGAUCACCUUCACGACAGCAAGCUAAACACCAUGCAGACCCUAACAGCCUAACCGCAGCUAUCAAUCUGACACAAGAACUCACUACCUCGAAACCAAAGAACGAUUUUUCAGUCAGCACUUAAGCGGUGAACAAGUCACGAGAAAUUUCUUUUGAAAUUAAAUCCAAUUUUUAGCGGCCAGUCAAUGUAAAAGCCCUCAGUCAUUCCAUCUAAUCUUUCACUGGAAAACAGUGAACUAAUUUGAAAUCARAAUUUAUGUAAGAAACUGUUGAAUGGUAUACGAUUAAUGAAUAAUAAGUAUGAAUCGCUUUUAG